UGACAACAACAACACGGAGAAGACAAGAGAUGUCCAGUGCGUGGCACAAGUCCUACAACGUCAUUUUCAGUGUGUGUGCAAAAAGCACGUGUGUGCACGACGUGAUGAGCGUUGUUGGAAAGGCUCGCACAGAGCUGGCUGCGCAGCUUGAGGCUGAGUUGCGGCAGCUUCCGCCCAAGGCCACAGCCCUGUCGUGUCCGCACGCCACGCCGAUUGAGCAAGGGGACGAUGUUGAGUCGGAAGACCACCACAAGCAGCUGCGAGCCUGCUUGCCCUGCAUCCUCACCGACUAUCCUCUCGCCACAAAGAUGGUGUACCUGCUGCGAUAUGACGACGAUAGCGUUCGCACCUCUGCGCACGAUGCUGCCAGUGGCACGUACAUCAGCGCAGUGCCUCCCAACAAGGAUUUGAUGCGGCCGUGCAUGCUCACAUUCUAUCGCCCCGCGGACGAGACGAUGGCGCCAGCCCUAGCAGAACACGAGGAGGAGGAGGAGGAGCAGCAGCAGCAGCAACAGCAGCAAGAGCAGGAACAGUUGGAAGCGCAACAGCAGGAGCAGCAACAGCAGCAACAGGGGCAGCAGGCGCCUGGCGGCGAACAGAUGCUUUCACAACAACCAGUCCACACACAAUCCAGCCCACUCUUCACGGUGGAGCACUUCCAUCUCGACCAGCCCAACUUGGUCACAGCCCUGCCUCGCGGAUAUGUGCCAGCGCUACAGCGCCUUGCCCAGCAGCACAGCCUGGAGUGUGCACCUGGCGCACAGUGCCAUCUGUGGCUUCACCCGCCCCACACGGCGUUUGGCACUCCGAGAAAGGCUGCUGCUGUCGCUGGCAGCGGCAAGUACACGCUGGGCCGGCUGCGGCAAGAGCAUGCAGACCUCAUCAACCGCAGGUGGACAUAUGGGGGCACACCUGCAUCGCUCCGCUUCAUCCAGCACCUCAUUGACACGUUCCACACGGCUGCUGCCUUUGCCGCCGACGGCACACCCGUGUGCUGGGCGCUGCAGCAGCCGUACGGAGCCAUUGGUAUGGUGCACACGGAGCCUGAGCACCGGCGACAGGGGCUGGCGAGUGCAGUGGCGCUGAUGUUGGCUGAGCAGAUUGAGGCGGGCGGCCAGCUUGCGUAUGCGUACAUCACCGAUGAGAAUGCAUCAUCCCAGGCCAUGUUCACCGCACUUGGCUUCAGACAGACAAGCGCCACAGACUGGUGGCACGUGCGGCCCACGUAAUGCCUGUGUGUGUUGUGUGUGCUGUGUGUGCUGUGUGUGUUGUGUGUGUUGUGUGUGUUGUGUG
Messenger RNA from Salpingoeca rosetta, 1293 nucleotides. RefSeq lists its product as uncharacterized. Lineage: Eukaryota; Choanoflagellata; Craspedida; Salpingoecidae. The transcript has 2 exons. The coding region runs from base 30 to 1229 and encodes 399 amino acids. The record is from RefSeq and is a predicted model, not a curated record. Gene Ontology annotation, cellular component: mitochondrion. Gene Ontology annotation, molecular function: glycine N-acyltransferase activity.